Messenger RNA from Dipodomys spectabilis (banner-tailed kangaroo rat), 363 nucleotides. RefSeq names its product lymphocyte antigen 6E-like. The transcript has 3 exons. The coding region runs from base 1 to 363 and encodes 120 amino acids. NCBI's taxonomy places the organism in Eukaryota, Metazoa, Chordata, Mammalia, Rodentia, Heteromyidae. The record is from RefSeq and is a predicted model, not a curated record. Gene Ontology annotation, molecular function: acetylcholine receptor inhibitor activity.
AUGAGGCUGCUCCUGGUGCUGCUGCUCCUGGCUGCCGUGUGUGCCACCCUGGCCCGGGCCCUGCACUGCCACGUGUGUUGCGGGCAUGAGAACUGCGAGUCUCUAGUGGAGUGUGCCCUGACGGACAAGUACUGUGUGAUCACGCGGGCCACCAACCCUGGUGGCAUCCUGGUCAUGAAGUCCUGCGCCCCCCUCUGCCCCAACAGCACGGUGUCGUCCGACGGCCGCGCCCUCUCCGUCUCCUGCUGCCAGGGCAGUCAGUGUAACCGGAACGCGGCCUCGGGCCUGGCAGGCAGCCUCGGGGCGCUGUGGGCCGGCGUGUCCGCCAGCCUGCUGUGUGCCCUGCUCCGCGCUGCCUGGUGA